This is a messenger RNA of Penicillium robsamsonii, 1089 nucleotides long. RefSeq lists its product as uncharacterized. Bases 1 to 1089 code for a protein of 362 amino acids. The transcript has 5 exons. Lineage: Eukaryota; Fungi; Ascomycota; Eurotiomycetes; Eurotiales; Aspergillaceae. The record is from RefSeq and is a predicted model, not a curated record.
AUGACCUACGAAAUUGGGUUGGGCACAACUGAUGUGCCUAAUCGAGGGUUUCCGCUAUGGAUAUGUAGUGUUGUGAUGGUAAUUAUAGCUGGUCUCUUCGUUUUGUCUAGACUGGCUAUUCGAUUCCAUCAAAGCCAGUUGGGAUCAGAUGAUUGGAUGGUUUUGGCAUCGCUGAUAUGCUCGAUUGUUCUCACAGUGACCGAGUGCUCUGCGGUACACUAUGGAUAUGGAAAACAUUCCAAAGAUCUCACGCAAAAGGAUCGAGUGGCCGCACUCAGGUGGUUCUUUGGCGCCCAGCUCGUAUACAAGAUUGUCAUUGCUGUCAACAAACUCUCCUUCAUGUGCCUAUACCUUCGGAUAUUCCCUCAGCGCACCUUCCGGUUGAUUUGCUAUUAUGGACUGGGGGUGAUCACUAUUUGGGGCACGGCAUACAUCUUCCUCACCAUAUUCCAAUGCAAGCCCAUCGCUUCGUUCUGGGAUAUCACUAUCAAGAACCCAAAGUGUCUAAACAAAGAGGGGAUGUGGAUGUCAUAUUCAGUCAUCAACAUCAUAUUUGACCUGCUAAUCCUGGCCUUGCCUAUAUACCCUUUGAGUCAGCUACGGCUGCAACGGGCGAAGAAGAUUGGUCUUCUCGUGGUCUUCGGAAUGGGAGCAUUUGUCUGCGUCACAACGAUCAUCCGAAUCACGACCCUUGUCCAAUCCGCCACUGACACGGAUCCGACUAGCGGUCCUCUCCCAGCCACCAUCUGGAGCGUGGUUGAAGCAAACACUGGUAUUAUCUGCACAUGUCUACCAGUCUUCCGACAUCCGCUCCAGUUCUUCUUCCCGCAUCUGUUCAACUCCUCUCAACAAACCACCAAUCCGUAUAGUCAACAGAUGGCACGUCAUACGCCGCAUGCGAGUGGGUCGCAAAGAAUCCUCACCCAUGAUGACUUAUGGCACGAUGAUGGCCUGGAGAUGGUGAAUCCAGAGAUUUACAAGGAGGCUGCCAAUGGUAGAAUCAUGACAACGACGCGCAUAAACGUCUCAUAUCAACAGGAUCAAGAAUCGGAUGCGUCAUCGCGACCAAUUCGCAGAGAUUUUGACUGA